Molecule: messenger RNA, 1623 nt
Organism: Candidozyma auris
Lineage: Eukaryota; Fungi; Ascomycota; Pichiomycetes; Serinales; Metschnikowiaceae
Exons: 1
Coding region: 1-1623 (540 amino acids)
Source: RefSeq, a predicted model, not a curated record
AUGGGCCAGGCAGCCAUAUCCCACUGCGGGCACUAUGUGGCUCUAGCUGAAUCAGCAGCUGUCUCGAUCCAUAGAAUACUGCCCUCCUUUCAGCUACGGCAUUUCGACCUCGAUCGAGAUAUACGCAGACAUUACAAUCUAAGCUUGUUGAUAGGCCUAAAUAUAAGCAUAACAGGAAUAUAUUGGGAAAGUGUUAAAUCGUCGGAACAGUCCACAAAGUUGGCGGUGUCAAUAAAUGCUAAAGAUAUUUAUGGUGUUCUUAUCUACGACUUCAGGCCCAAUGCUCUGAACCCAGUUGUGAUCGAGCUGGAGUCGGCAAUUGAAUCUGUAAGCUGGCUCCUUGGUGUCUCAAAGGAGGGAAGCGCCUAUAAGAACUGCUCACAGCUUGUGCUAUUCGAUCACCUAAGAUUGGAGGCUCGUGUAUACUCUCUCGAUUGCACUCGUAUGCUAUUUACAAUACCCAAGCCAGUGGCAUCGUCUGUCAUCAUGAGACCCCAUAAUGACCAAUUUUGGUCUAUUCUACUGAUCCCAUACUUCUCAAAGAAUCUGACAUCGAGAUCAAUUCUGGUGGAUCUCCAAGCAGACAAUCACCCCUAUUUGCUUCACUUCAAGAAUACGGGAUCCAGGAGUACACUUUUGGCGUCACUUGCACUAGAUCACCAGCCUUCACUGUCAGCUGAAAUCAAGUGGGAUCCAACAGGAAACUGGAUAUCCUUCUUUGACUCAAACGAUUCGAUAUUUGGAUACUCACUACGAGUAUACAAUACCUUGGCUCUUCAUGGAAACAGUAUUGAUGACUUGGCUGAUCACAUGGCUCAAGCAACGCUUUAUCAUACACAUGAUAAAAAGAAUGGGUGGUUAUCGCUGUGGUUAGUUCUAGAUGGUCUAUUGUUUAUUGCGGCGACGCCAACAAAUUCGUCCAAAUCACUUGAAAUUAGAAUUCACAGUCUCAGCUUUUUGUCUAUUCGCUACUCAGUUACCGUAAAUGUGGGAAAGUCAGAAAACGUAUGGGUACAAGAAAGCUCAGAUGAGCAAGCCUCGUACAGAAGGACAGAUGUGUGUCCUGAAGACUCAUUUAAAUGGAGUAAUUUCAAGGACUCCGGAGACAGGUCGGUGCUAACUUCAGAUAACUCUGUGUUAAUUUUACGAAGACAGCAUCACGAUGCUAUCGUGAAAUUCGAGCCCGAGGCAUUUAUAUCGUCAGUGCGUUGUCUAGAUGUGCAAUUUUUCAACAAUUCUGUCGCUCUCCUAUUUCACGAUCACGUUGCAUUAUACGAGAACGAGACACUUUCUAUCAAAGCCACGAGCAGGUACUCGUUGGUAGAAUUAAAAAUUACAGAUGCUCUUGGGUCUCCUGCGUUCACACUUACUGAGCAAACCCCAGAGGGCCAGACAUGGAUGCAAAAGGGACAGGUCUCGGAGGAAACAAAUGACGACUCGAGUAUGCUGAUUGCGGACAAAUUUCUGUAUAAAGAAGACAGCAAAGUGGUGAAUCUUCUCAAAGAAGUACAGAAGAGUGAGUGGGGUCGAGCCGCCAGGCGUAGGCUUUCCGAGGACACGGACACUUUUCAUCUCAACUAUAAACGAAAAAAACCACCCGGUUUACCAGAGCUACAGCGAUGA